AUGUCACUUCGAGACAAAGCUUUCGAAAUUGAGGAAUCGCGGUCCACGCCGAUGUAUGGGGAUAUAAAGAACAUCCAAUAUUGGAUCACGGCGGUCAAUUUGGACGGAAAGCCUGAUAUAUAUCCCAAAGUGCCCUCAUCGCCUGAUGGCUUCUUUGCGCAUCCAUUCAAUUCCUCCGGUCAUCGUGGUCCUUAUGACACGCAGGAUGAUGAGUACGAAUCCUGUGAUGGCCUUGAUGGCCUCAUGACUUUUGACAUAAGUCCCUGGCUAGCCCACCAUAUGAAAUCUCCUUCGGACAGUAGUGAUGACACUGCUGCCAGCUCUGCUGUCCCUGACAGCGAAGCAGCGGCGCAAUACAUCGACAUUGCUUGGGACAGUCCUUGGUACCGCUUACCUGGGUCUACCAGUCCAGUUUCUUCGCCUCUCCACGAUUCCUACUCUUGCGCAUGUUCGCCAGACGUUCGGCAAGCCAUGGCGCAACAAGAGCUGUUACUUGACGUUUUCCACGAAGAGUUGCGUCGGAUUAUUCCGAGUGCUCACGAUUAUAACUCUGCUUGGUUAGAAGAUGUUGACCCAGACCUGGUCCUUUCACCAGUCCAGAGCUACGAGGAGCUGUGUUGGCGAUCGGUGGUCCCUGAUACCCACAUUCACAGGCCUAGACCCGAUGUGCCUAUAGGGCUUGGGGAUUAA
This is a messenger RNA of Suillus clintonianus, 690 nucleotides long. RefSeq lists its product as uncharacterized. The coding region runs from base 1 to 690 and encodes 229 amino acids. Lineage: Eukaryota; Fungi; Basidiomycota; Agaricomycetes; Boletales; Suillaceae. The transcript is spliced from 2 exons. The record is from RefSeq and is a predicted model, not a curated record.